Molecule: messenger RNA, 486 nt
Organism: Alternaria burnsii
Lineage: Eukaryota; Fungi; Ascomycota; Dothideomycetes; Pleosporales; Pleosporaceae
Exons: 2
Source: RefSeq, a predicted model, not a curated record
AAGACGAGUGAUAAAGUCAGUCCGCAAAGACAGGAGGGCGUACCUAAAAAUCACGGUGAAAUCAUUUCCCAGAGGGAUUUUACGUCAAAGACAGCGUCGGAGCAUGACAAGUCUAGCAACACUAUCGCAAUUACCCCUCCUGAUUCCGAUACGGGGAUACAGGAAGGUGAUCGAGUGGGCCAAGAAGGCUACAGAGUACGAUCUCACGUGCCUUCGAACACAGUAACCGUUAUAACGCCUCCUACGUCUUCCGAUCUCACCUUCCUGGACUCAAUCAUAUCAGAUAUAUCAACCUACGAUUCGGGUUAUCCAAUCCUUGACCUUGAUACUUUGGAUGUAACUGCGGACUCAUUCUCUGAUGACACUUUGUCCCCAAGUGACUCUCCCGGAACUCGAGCUACCGAGUGUGACGAUGGCAUGAACACUGGGACAUUUGCAGAUGAAACAGAUUGGAACGUCAGUUCUGUCACAUUCGGCGAGCAGGCA